GAGCACGCGCUCUUCUCAACAAUGUCGACCACCAAAACACAGCAGCCGCGCCGCGCGCCUCCGUCCAGCAGAACACUGGCACAGCCGAGCAAAUGAAAGCGAAAUCUCAUCGCCGCGCGAUCAGGAAGGUUUAGAGGAGGACAUGGCUGCUCAAGAGCCCUCUCCCCCGUCCUCCAUGGAGAACAAUAAGCCAGGGUUCCCAAAGAAGAUUCUGGCCAACAAACUUGAAGAUAAACAUUUAUGCAACUGUUGUCAGAACAUUUUGAGGAGACCGUUUCAAGCGCAGUGCGGUCAUCGCUUUUGUUUUUACUGCUUCAACCGGACUGUUGGAUCUGGACCGCAGAAAUGCAACGCCUGUAUCAAGGAGGACAUCUUCGAAGAGCCCACGUCCAUCCUCAUACAAGGAUGCGCGUUUCCCGACAAUGCCGCCAGAAGAGAAGUAGAAAAUCUUCCAGCUGUGUGCUUCAACGAGGGCUGCUCCUGGAAAGGCAGUAUUAAAGAUUAUGAGUUGAGUCAUGAAGGGAAGUGCGAGUUCAUGAUUCUGCCGUGUCCCUUGUGCAAAGAGCUCAUUAGACUGAACGAACAGGAGCGUCAUAACGAACGAGAGUGUCCCGAGAGAACGCUCAACUGCAAGUACUGUAAAGAGCCAUUUCACUUCAAAAACAUCAAGGCCCAUGAUGAGAUCUGUCCCAAAUAUCCUAUGAUUUGUGAAGGAUGUGCGAAGAAGAAAAUCCCCAGGGAAAAGUAUGUCGAUCACAUCAAGUUCUGCAGCAAAUUCAGGACUCCGUGCAGAUAUCAUGUGGUUGGUUGCGACACGUCAGUGGAGAAGGAGAAGAUCCACGAUCACGAGCGUGCCUGUGCUCACGAACAUCUCAACCUGCUGCUGCACUACAUCAUGGGUAUGAAGGUCAGCCUGGAGGGCCUGCAGCCCCAAAGCCUGGAGCUGGCCGGUCACAAAGCACACGAGCUCCACCAGGCGCUCCGAGACCUGGAGACCAGAGUCAGUCAGCUAAGCGCCAUCCCCGGCCCGCCCGGAGCUCCCGUGCAGGGUGUCCCCUCCUCCUCAUCCUCGUCUUCGUCCUCGUCCUCCGCUUCCGCCGCCGCCGCGCCUCCGCCCGCUCCUCCGCCCGCCGCCACCCUGCCCACCUCCUUCACUCCUCUGCCGAGCUCGGUGGGCGCCGCGCUGGAGCUCCAGCUGCACAGCGAGAAGACCAAGGUGGCGGAUCUGGGCCGCCGCUGCCAGGAGCUGGAAGUGAAGGCUGGGACGUUCGAAGACGUGGUCUGCGUGCUAAACCGAGAAGUGGAGCGCUUCGCCACCACCAUGGAGGCCAGCAACCGCCAGCACAGACUCGAUCAGGACAAAAUCGAGGCUCUUAGUAACAAGGUUCGUCAGCUGGAGCGGCAGGUGGGCGUUAAAGACCUCACCGUGGCUGAAAUGGAGGGCAGAUUGCGGGAGAUGUCCGCCACCACGUUCGACGGCGUCUUCAUCUGGCGGAUAUCAGAUUUCACUAAAAAGAGACAAGACGCCAUCGCCGGACGGGCACCUGCCAUGUUUUCACCCGCAUUUUACACAAGCAAGUACGGUUAUAAGAUGUGCCUGCGCAUCUACCUGAACGGGGACGGGACGGGUCGGGGAACGCAUCUCUCGCUGUUCUUUGUGGUGAUGAGAGGAAUGAGCGACGCGCUUCUCAAAUGGCCCUUCAACCAGAAGGUGACGCUGAUGCUGCUGGACCAGAGCAACAGAGAGCACAUCAUCGACGCGUUCCGUCCCGACAUCACUUCCUCCUCCUUCCAGAGGCCUGUGAGCGAGAUGAACAUCGCCAGCGGCUGCCCGCUCUUCUGUCCGCUGUCCAAGCUGGAGGGCAAGAACUCGUACAUACGCGACGACACCAUCUUCAUCAAAGCCAUCGUGGACCUCACCGGCCUUUAGGUUUUCUACUUUUCGUACGACAUGGCGAGACGCUGCCUCCGACGCGGGGAUCUGCUUCACCACAGCGGGAGAUUUGUUCCGUGAUGUCCGUUUUGACACGUUUCCCUGCAUGUGCUAAGCUGUCACAAAUGUUGCACUGACGCAUAGUUCCCGGGAAGGGUCGGUAGAGCUCUAUAAUAGGAAAGAAAGGGUCGUGAAACACUGGAAUUGAACGUGAAGUCCGGUCCAGUUACAUAGUGUAGGUUAUAAUGCAACAUUUAAAGGAAUAGUUGAGCCAGGAAUUAAUAUUUGCUGACAAUUUGACGAGAUGCAGAUGAGCUUGUUUCUGCAAUAGAACGGAUGCAUUUUAUCGCUUGCUCUCCAACGGAUGCUCUAAGGUGAAUGGGUGCCGUCGGGAUGAGCGGUUAAGAACACGCCACAAUAAUCCAGUUAACAUCUCGCGAAGACUUUUCGACUCGCGUGCACGUGUCUGAAAGAAAGCAUUUUUAACUUCAAAAGAGGCGGCCGUAUUGCUUUCUUCGGUGAAAAAGUGAAUCGGGAGAGAUAACGAAACAAGUCCUGAACGAAUACGCGUGUGGAUUUCGAUGCGAAAGGAUAACAGGAGAUAGACUUUUACACCGGAGGAAGCGUUGUUAUGAAUUUAAAACUCGAAAUUCGGCCGAAAGCGAAGUAAAAACGUCUUGAUUCCCAUUCUGACGGCACCCAUUCACUACAGAGCAUCCGUUGGUGAGAAAACGUAUAUAAUGCAAAAUUUCUCCAAAUCUGUUGCAAUGCAGAAACCAACUCGUCUGCAUCUUGGGCGGCCCGAGGGCAGAGUACAUUUUCGGCAACUAUUCCUUUAAGUUCUUCGGCACAACAUAGGCUUUUUUGCAUUUGCUGUAAUUAGUGUAGGUGGGAAAUGGAUUUAAUGACGGUAAAAUGUUCUAAUAUUAUCAGUAGCUGAAUGCAUCCUCUAAUUAGACAAUUUAAUAAACAAACACGCCGCUUAGCAUUUUUAUAAAUUGCAAUUUGCAUGUCAAAGACCACAAAAUAUAGCCAGCACACGUCAUUGCUAAGUGGAUAAACUGCGCUCCUGUAGCGCUAAAGCGUUCUCUUUUCGAGGGUCGAGGGGGUUUUAAUCGUCACACAGUAAGUACGGCGAGGGUCAUGAUGGUGGAUUUCCUUUAAUCGGCGUUUGGAUACAUCUGUGGAAGAUAGUUUGAAGCUCAAGGGUAAAAAAAAAUCGUAUAAAUCUUACCGUAGGUGUCUGUGAAAUAUAAACGGUUUCGGGGCGGCACACAAGUUGCAUUUUGUACAUUUAUAAGAACCGACGACAAGUCUCGUCAUCGCUUUUGUAAAUAGGAGUAUUUCUACGGUUUACGCGCUACAUCGGAGCUCGAGUUUGUAGCGCUCGCCGGCUUCAUGGAGCGCGAGUUUGUAUCCGAUUCCUUUUUCGAUUCUUCUCACUGCCACACGACGUACGGCGCGAGGCAGUUGGCGCAUUUUCUAGGCUGAAGCCGAGAUGUUUACACAGGACCAAGCAUUUGAAAACUUUUGCUACACAAUCGUCUUUUGUAUUCGGCUGUCGGGGGGUGUAACGAGCCAACCAGAAUCCACCGAUUUUAAACCAGUUAUGACGACUAUUGAAACUUCUCUGUGCAUGGGAGGCCUCAAUCUGAAGAUGCACAUGAUAUUUAUAAUCGCACACAGUUUCCUCAUCCAGUGAGUGACGACACCACUGCUGACAUACUUUAGAGAUGGAUAAAAUAAAUAUUAAACAUAACGAUUAUUAUUUCAUACGAUACGCCGCUUCUGUUCUCCAACAGAAUAAAAGCAGGUAUCGAUAUAGUCAUACUAUAUAAGCGAUCGAUAUAUGUAUCUUUAUAUAUAACCAUAAACUCUCAAAACGAAGGAUCUUUAUACAGUAAAUGUAUAUACAGUCGACAUCUAUUUUAUUAUAUUUAAUGCAUAUUAUUUAUAUAGCUGUACAUGUGCAGUCAUGGUGGUUUAAAACUAAUUUUAACUUCUUCUUAGUAAAUUGUCAGAAAUGCAGAUCGAUUUGUACAUGCGAUGCCUUGCGAUAACCUAAAUGCGAUCACUCGAUAGGAGAAAUAGUUCAUCUCAAAACCGCAAUACCGACGAAGCUCAGCUUUAGGGCAUUUAUUAAAAAGGGACGAAAUAAAUGAUACCAGACAUUAAAAAAAAAGAUAUGUUAUACUGUGUUUCUGUGACAUUAUUUGUGCCAAAUAUGCAUAGUGAAGUGCUGUUAGAGUUAUUAGAUAAUGAUCUGUCCUUUAAUGAAAACGGAUUGAAUGUACGUCGAACUCAACAUGUGCAAUUUUAUAAAAACUCUUUAUUAUUUUUCUCUCGAAAUUGAGAUUUGCGCCAGGCGAAAUUUCCAAGUAUAUUACGCCGCAAAUGCUAAACCUUACGGAUUCGUAGAAUCAUAACUACGGGCCGCUGAUUCAGAACGUUUUAUUACUUUUAGAUGAGCAAUUUAAUUAUUCUGGCUGACAAAUGUUACUCGAUGUUGUACGUACCAAAAAGUAAGCUACAAUAAUUAAUGCCAAACAUUCAUUUCAAGUUGAUUUUGACUGCUCGCUUUUUUUUCCCCCCCCACUGUUCAGAAAGAUGUUUUUCCUGUACCUUUAUCUUUUUUAAUUUUUAUCCAGAUAUGUUUCUAUGUAAGAUGCAAAAAUGGUCAUGGAAAAAAAAACAAAAAAAAAAUAUUUCACAAACC
Molecule: messenger RNA, 4649 nt
Organism: Puntigrus tetrazona (Sumatra barb)
Lineage: Eukaryota; Metazoa; Chordata; Actinopteri; Cypriniformes; Cyprinidae
Product: TNF receptor-associated factor 2
Exons: 11
Coding region: 143-1930 (595 amino acids)
Biological process (GO): positive regulation of JNK cascade; tumor necrosis factor-mediated signaling pathway; regulation of apoptotic process
Cellular component (GO): cytoplasmic side of plasma membrane; plasma membrane signaling receptor complex; cytosol
Molecular function (GO): ubiquitin protein ligase binding; tumor necrosis factor receptor binding; zinc ion binding
Source: RefSeq, a predicted model, not a curated record